CUCUCUCUCUCUCUCUCUCUCUCUCUCUCUCUCUCUCUCUCUCUCUCUCUCUCAGAAAUGGAGGGUAGGAUCAAGAAGAUUAACAAGGAAGCAUGGAUUGCGGAGGAAGACAGAAAACUAGCUGAGGUCGUUGCAGUAAGCGGCGCUAGAAGAUGGAAGGCCAUUGCAGCUAAAGCUGGCUUGAAUAGGAGUGGCAAGAGUUGCAGGCUAAGAUGGAUGAAUUAUCUGAGGCCCAACAUAAAGAGAGGCAAUAUUUCAGACCAGGAAGAGGAUUUGAUACUUAGGCUUCACAAGCUCCUCGGAAAUAGGUGGUCUUUGAUUGCGGGGAGAUUGCCGGGUCGGACAGAUAACGAGAUCAAGAACUACUGGAAUUCUCAUUUGGGCAAGAAAAUUAAUAACCGAAAGGAGAAGCAGAUUAGUCAAGCUUCGAGCGAAAAGGACGAGACUAAACAAGUAAGAGAAUUAGAAGAGAAGAAAACAUCAGAGAGUAGUAAAGAGCACUUAGAAGCUAUCACCAGCUUCGAUGUGGAUGAUCUCUUCGAUUUCUCCAUGAGGACCCCUCUAAAUCUCGACUGGCCAAACGAGUUCCUUCUAUCGGAGGAUGACAAUGCUUCGAAAGGAUCAUGCUCAUGAAUCCACAAAACUCUUCAUGAAUCUAAUAAACCACAACUGUUGAUUUCCAUAUACUUUCGAUAAGUUCAAUCUACUGUUGUUUGAAGUCAGUGCGGAUCAAAAUUUUUGAUCUGUAAAUGUUCAAUCUGGUGCUGCCUUGAUCAGCAAA
Messenger RNA from Syzygium oleosum, 781 nucleotides. RefSeq names its product transcription factor MYB4-like. Gene Ontology annotation, biological process: cell differentiation. Gene Ontology annotation, molecular function: transcription cis-regulatory region binding. The transcript has 3 exons. Gene Ontology annotation, cellular component: nucleus. The coding region runs from base 58 to 633 and encodes 191 amino acids. NCBI's taxonomy places the organism in Eukaryota, Viridiplantae, Streptophyta, Magnoliopsida, Myrtales, Myrtaceae. The record is from RefSeq and is a predicted model, not a curated record.